Messenger RNA from Syngnathus acus (greater pipefish), 1536 nucleotides. It is a transcript of the gene atp6v0ca, whose product is annotated as ATPase H+ transporting V0 subunit ca. The transcript is spliced from 3 exons. Bases 171 to 635 code for a protein of 154 amino acids. Gene Ontology annotation, molecular function: proton-transporting ATPase activity, rotational mechanism. Gene Ontology annotation, cellular component: proton-transporting V-type ATPase, V0 domain. Lineage: Eukaryota; Metazoa; Chordata; Actinopteri; Syngnathiformes; Syngnathidae. The record is from RefSeq and is a predicted model, not a curated record. Gene Ontology annotation, biological process: proton transmembrane transport.
AUGUGACUUUUUCCGUUUCGCCAUUUUCCCCUUCUGCACCGGUCCUCUUAGCACUCUGUAGCCUAUAGCAACACUCCGUUUUAAAACCUGUCCGAGGCUGACGGUGGGAUAGAGGUAAACGGUAAGAGAAUCUUCUCCCGUCGCUUCUUGGGCCCGUAAAUACUGCGAGAAUGUCAUCCGAGGAGAGCCCCGAGUACUCGCCUUUCUUCGCUGUGAUGGGAGCCUCUGCGGCCAUGGUCUUCAGUGCUCUAGGCGCGGCAUAUGGAACAGCAAAGAGCGGCACUGGCAUCGCUGCCAUGUCGGUGAUGAGGCCAGAGCUCAUCAUGAAGUCCAUCAUUCCUGUGGUCAUGGCGGGUAUCAUCGCCAUCUACGGGCUGGUGGUGGCGGUGCUGAUAGCAAACAACAUCUCGGAGAGGGUCACUCUCUACAAAAGCUUCCUUCAUCUAGGCGCCGGUCUGAGCGUAGGCCUGAGCGGUCUGGCGGCCGGCUUCGCCAUCGGGAUUGUAGGCGACGCCGGCGUGAGAGGUACGGCCCAGCAGCCACGCCUCUUCGUGGGCAUGAUCUUGAUCCUGAUCUUCGCCGAGGUGCUGGGGCUUUACGGCCUGAUCGUGGCUCUUAUCCUAUCUACAAAAUAAGCGUCCGCACCAGCGUCAUUUCAUUCAUUCCACAUCGAAGCAGCGAGAACAAAUAGAUUUUCACCAACUUCCAUAACACCAAGAAGGCCUGACAAGAUGGGAUGGCAAGUGAAGGCGUGUUGCCGUUGGACCUGGCAGUUGUGUCAUCAAUAAUUGUGAUCUGUCCAAAUUGUAUUUUCCGAGCCAUCCAGUUGUCAGGUGCGGUGUACAGAGUGGGCAUGAAGAUGAAGUGUUGGUUGUUGUGGGAUGAUGUGUGGACAGUCUGCCUGAUGUGUUGUCUGAUCUUAUCCUGUACAGUGGUCACCCCUUGUAAAUGUAGUAAUCGGUCUGUGCUGUGCUGAGUAUCAACGUUCACCACCACCCCCCAACCCCCACCCUACUUUAAUUUCUGCUUAUGUCACUCUUAUCCGACACUACAGCGGAAUUGUGCACAUCAGUAUUUUUUGUUUGUUUUAAUGUUCUUUUUGGGGACCAUUUUUGAAUCACAGCAGUGAAGAGCUGUCAACUAUUUUUUUUAUUUGCUAUUUAUGGAACGCUAUGAAGAUUUAAUGAAACUGUCUAAAUGGAGUACUGUUUAUUAAAUACCCUAUAUACAUUAAAAGAUAUAAAUUAUCUGUGUAUAGUUAGAGUAACUGCACUGUCGGUAAUUGUUCUAAGUGCUUGAAAUUCCUCUGGAUGUAGUGUGAUUUAUUCAUGGAGGAUGUCCACAUGUUAAUAUGAAAUUGAAAGUGUGUGUGAUCUGACUGCAUCAUGUGUGCAAGUGAAUUUAUGUUUACUAUGGCAUCUUCAAACUCUAUUAUUGUCAUCCUGUAGUGCUGCUGUCUUGGUUUUGUUUGUUUCAAGGUCACUGUUCAACUGUGCUAUAGUCAGAUUUCCAAAUAAAACUCAUCCUCCUCCAGAA